This is a messenger RNA of Stylonychia lemnae, 3981 nucleotides long. Lineage: Eukaryota; Ciliophora; Spirotrichea; Sporadotrichida; Oxytrichidae. The record is from the annotation of a GenBank genome assembly.
AUGGGUUGUUGUUCAGUUAAAUAAAAAGACACCAAGAAAACAAUUAGAGACGCGACUCCUGAUCUUAUUUAGAAUGAAUAAAGAGGGGAAGUGACAUACGUUGGCAAGAAGCCCAAAGACAUUAUAGAUGAGAGUGAUACGGACGAUCUAAUGAUUGCAUGCAAAAAUAACAACUUUGCUUUGGUUGAGGCUCUAUGCUUAAAAUUUAAGAUCAUUAACGUCUGUGAAGUUAGAGGUCUUCUAGGUGAAUUCGAAUUACUUAAGCGUGAAAAGUAUAACCUGAUAUAUUGGAAUAUGAUAUUGGUUUCAAUAGCGUUUGAUCAUCUCCAUGCACUUUAGUUUUUUACAAAAAAGCUGCAGUGCCAUCUUAGAGUUAGUUUAAGGUCACCUCCAGUACUUGGCUUCUCCAAAAUGUAAGAAUCUAGCCCUUAAUCAUCAGAGUCAUUUUCAUUACUAGCAGCAAUAAAUAUUCGAAGUGAGUAGUGUUUGAAAUACCUUUGGAAUGACUUAAGACUUCUCUGGGAUAGCUACCACCUUUUAUUUGUUAUAGAGGAAACAGCUUCUCAUAAAUUCAUAGAGGGUAUCAAAAUAUUAAUGGGCAGUUAAACAGGCUAAGAAAUCUACUAAUCAAUGAGAGUCUAAGAAAAGAUCAAAUUUUUGACAGAGUUAAUCCUUUACAAGCAGGGUAAAAGAACUCUUGAGGUAAAAGAAGCAAUUAAAGAAGAAUUAGAGAAGCAUCCAUAUGCCACAAUGUCUCUGUUUGUCUUAAUCAAUGACACAAAGAAUGGAUUCAAUGUAAAUUAGUCUCAUUUGGAAAAAGCUUUGACAAAUAUGGAUGCAUCUGAGUAUGCAAAGUUUAAAUACUGCAAAGCUUUAUAAGAGUACAAUGAGCAAGUAACCAAAAAAGUAAAUGAAUAUACAACUUAAGAAGAAAAUACUGCAAUGAGAAAAUUUGGAGAAGCGUUUAGACAGAAAUUAGAGUCAUUAGAUGGUGAAAUAAUCAAACUUAAAAAUAGCUUUACUAAUGCAUAGGAAUAUGAUGAGUAAUUAAUAAAGCUCUUUGAAUUGACAGAGUCGGGAGAUCUGUAAAAUUUUGUUAAAAAGAUACAAGAAAACGAUAUUCGAGUCUUUAAAAGAAAAAGAUUAGAGACAGUAAAGUUGACAACAUCUUUUGCCAUUAAUAGAUAUAGCUACUUCACACCACUAAUUCAUGCGAUCUAAAACAGACAUUUACCUAUUGUGACUUUUAUGAUGGAAAAAAUGAAAAUUGGCCUUAGAUAAGCUCUUUGCCUUCAAUUUAUCGAUAAUGAGGAAAACUUUAUGACUCAAGAUAUUAAUGAAGAAUACCAAGCAUAUUCCCUAUUAUGCGCUUGUGCUAAUAAAGAUGAGUAAAUGCUGAGAUAUCUUUGGGAUACCCAUGGUUCCCAUCUUUGGACUGAAAGACAUUUUGAGCCAGUUAUGAGAUACUUAAUAGAAAGCGAAUGGUGCGAUGGAAUCAGAAUCAUGUUUAAGAGUGAAUUAACUAUCAAUAUGAUUAAAGCAUUCACCUCUGAGGAGAGAAGCUUUUUCAUAGAAAAUAUGAUAGGAGAUCUUUUUAGUCUUGAAAGAUAGGCUGUUGCUAGGACUCUAAAAGAAGAACUUACUCAAAGACCAUAUGCAGGUCUGUUCAUAGUUUAUAUGAUUAAUGAGUUUGAAAACCUAAGCGAUGAAGAUUUUUAAUUUUGGGAGAUUGCUUCUGAAAAUCUCUAUGUGACUGAGUUAAAAUUACUUUCAAAGACAAAUCAAAGCAGGUUCAGUUAGUUUAUCCUAGAUUUUAUGAUUAAAAGAAGAGAUGAUAAGGUUAAAGCAUAUGCAAUCAAGUUCAUUGAUAAAUUGAGAGAGCUCCCUGAAUAUGAGCCAAUUAUUUUAGAGGGAUCAGAAGAUGCAGUUCAACUUGGGGAUGAAGAGAUUAAAUUUUUCAAAAAAGACAUUACUGAAUGCAAAGUUAAUUACAUCACUGAUAUCAUCAAGUACACUAUUACUGGAAAUGUAAAAUAAAUUGAAAAGACAAUAGAAUAAGAAAAACUGAGUGUUGCUGAAAUAUAUGAUAGCAGAGGAUUAGCUGUAAAAGUUUAUGAUUAUGAAGAAGCAAUGAUGAAUACAAGAGAAUGGAACCCAGUACAUUAUGCUAUUUUCUUUAGACAGCAUAACACUCUAAAUUACUACCUGAAUUAAAUGAAAGUCAAUUUAAAGAUUGCCAUGGACUAUUCUCAUACCUUCAAUGAGUUUAGAGAGGAUAAGACUUAUUGGGAUGUUAUAAGUGAUCGCACAUAUCUAUUUGGCAUGCUAUUAUCAAUUUGGACAAAGGAUGUAGAAAUGCUUAAGUCUAUCUUUGAGGAAAAGUUUCAUGAACUACAAAUCGAUGACUAAGAUCUACUAAGGUUACUAAAGCUUUCGAUUCAAGCUAAUUUUUCAAAGGGUUUCAUGGCGUUGCUAAAUUCUUAAAUUACUCACUUUAUCUUUACUAAUGCACCUCUAGACUCAAAGUAAGAGUUAGUAUAGUAUGUCUUAUCUGAUGCAUGCAUUGAAUCAAAAUGUAUCAAUUCAAAUAAAAUGGAAGAUUUGUAUAGAGAAGUCAAAGAAAUUUUGUGCCACUGGCCUUAUGCUUGCAUUACAUGGGUGUACCUUGACCCAAAUGACAGCUCAUCCAAUAGAUACAUAAAGCUAAUAACUGAAAAUUUUGACAUUAAAUGCAUGGAGACUUUAGCUAAUGUAGGCUAGUUAGAAAAACUAGAAAGCUAAAUCCUUCGACCUUAAAUUGGAAUAGAUUUCCUAGCAAAUAUCAAGGAUGAAGAAGAUAAAAAAAUGAUGGAGGAAAAGCAUAACGAAUACUAGCAAGAAAGAUAAAAGCAAUAAGAGCACCUUCAGCUUUUUAUCAGAAAAAUUGAUGAAUAAAGACAGUAGUCCACUUUGAUUAAAAGAAAUGAUUUAAGUUAAGCUUGUGAGGAUAUUGUAGAAUAAGUUCUUCUAGACACUGCUUUAGAUGCCUCAGAGAAGGAAUCUCGAUUUUUUAAUAUGAUAAGCAAGUUCAAGUUUCUUUAGUAUAUUCUGGAUUACACCAAUUUUGGAUUUUGGAGAAAGUAGACAAAAUUUUUUGAAAAAAUAGACAUGGAUAAAUUGAAUAUUUUGCACUGGGUGAUAUUCUACAACUAGCAUACAAUUUUGGAGAAACUGUUGCAUAAGAAGUAAAAUCUAUUUGACAAUUUCCAUUUUGGAAUGACUCUUGCCAGUGAUCAUGUAGAAUUUGACUACGAAUAUAAGGAUAAAGUAGACGAGCAGACAAAAGUCAUGAGAUUAAAAAAUUUAGGGAUCAUAGUAUGUAUUCUUAGGUAGAGUUACGAGAGUUGGGAAGUACUCUUUAAGUAUGGUGAGGAAAAACUGACAUUAAGUUUAUCAUCAUCGGAAAUACUUGAUGUUGCAUUAUUGAUUAGUAUGGAAAACUGGAAGCAAGGACUUAAUCCAAUAGUAACUUUAAUUGAAACUGCUUUUCUCAAAGUAUCUUUGAUUAAGAGAAUCGAUUUCAUCCAUAAGCUAAUUAGAAUAAAGACAGACUGCAUAAAGGAUGUAAUCAGAAUACCUAAAAUCCUUACUUUUGUUGAGUGGAUGUAUGAGAACCAUAAAACUUAGGAGUAGCUGAAUCUCAACCCAUAAAUCAAAACUCUUUUGCCUUCAUACCAAGAGAAUAAAGAGAUUGAAUUAAUAAAGUUAGGCUUCCUAGCCAGACUAAAACCUGCAGAAGUCUAAGCUAACAUAAAUAGUGAAACACAUUAAUAAUAGAUCCUUCCAAAUGAUAUUAUCGAUUUGAAUGAUAUCAAAAUAAUUGAGAAAAAAUAGCCACCUUAAUAAGUCAAGCCAGUAGAUGCAUCACAUGAAAGUAGUGCUUUUAAAAUUAAAAAAGGAAGCUAAAGUGAAGUAGACCCAGCUGAAGCAGACAGCGAUUGA